Messenger RNA from Phoenix dactylifera (date palm), 2206 nucleotides. Its product is annotated as putative indole-3-acetic acid-amido synthetase GH3.1. Gene Ontology annotation, molecular function: acid-amino acid ligase activity. NCBI's taxonomy places the organism in Eukaryota, Viridiplantae, Streptophyta, Magnoliopsida, Arecales, Arecaceae. The record is from RefSeq and is a predicted model, not a curated record. Gene Ontology annotation, cellular component: cytoplasm.
AAGCCCCUCAUCUCUUCUCCCCCCACGCCCUCCCUCCUAUUCCUUCUCCAAAUCCAUUUCCAUUCUCUCCAUAUCUCCCCUUCCUCCAAGUCUUGCUUCGCCGCCGCCGCCGCCACCACCAUGCCAGAAGCUCCCAAACCCAUGCAGACCUGGGCCUCUGCCGCGGCACCGGAGGAGCACCGCAAGGUUCUUGACUACGUCGAGGAUGUGACUGUUAAUGCCGACGAGGUCCAGCGCCGCGUGCUCUCGGAGAUCCUUACCCAGAAUGCACCUGCCGAGUAUCUGCACCGCCAUGGGCUGUCCGGCCACGCCACCGCCGACCCCGACGCCUUCAAACGCCUCAUCCCUGUCAUCACCUACGAAGAUCUCCAGCCCGACGUCCUCCGCAUCGCCCAUGGCGACACCUCGCCCAUCCUCUCCGGCCGCCCCAUCUCUGAGUUCCUCACUAGCUCCGGGACAUCGGGCGGCGAGCGCAAGCUCAUGCCCACGAUCCACGAUGAGCUCGACCGUCGAUCGCUUUUCUAUAGCCUGAUGACGCCGGUGAUGAGCCAAUUCGUGCCGGGCCUCGACAAAGGCAAAGCAAUGUACCUCUACUUCGUGAAAUCGGAGUCCCGGACCCCCGGCGGCCUCGUCGCCCGCCCGGUCCUCACCAGCUACUACAAGAGCCGCCACUUCCUCGAGCGGCCUUUCGACCCCUACAACAUCCUCACCAGCCCCAACGAGGCCAUCCUGUGCCCGGACUCGUACCAAAGCAUGUACGCCCAACUGCUGUGCGGCCUGGUCCAGCGCGCCGACGUGGUCCGGGUGGGCGCUGUGUUCGCCUCCGGCUUCCUUCGGGCCAUCAAAUUCCUGGAGAAGCACUGGCCCCGCCUGUGCUGCGACAUCCGGACCGGCAUGCUGGACACCGAGAUCACCGACCGGGCCGUGCGUGAGGCCGUCGAGCGCGUGCUCCGGCCGGACCCCGGGCUCGCAGGCGAGAUCGAGACCGAGUGCAGCAAGGCCUCGUGGCAGGGCAUCAUCCGCCGGAUAUGGCCGAACACAAAGUACAUCGACAUCAUCGUCACCGGCGCAAUGGCGCAAUAUAUUCCCACUCUCGAAUUCUACGGCGGCGGACUCCCAUUGGCAUGCACGAUGUACGGGUCGUCGGAGUGCUACUUCGGUAUCAACCUUAAUCCCAUGUGCAAGCCUAGCGAGGUUGCCUACACCUUGAUCCCCACCAUGGCCUACUUUGAGUUCCUUCCGGUCCAUCAUAUCAACCACGGCGCCAAGGACUAUGAUCAACGUGACCUGGUCGACCUCGUUGAUGUGAAGCUCGGGCAGGAGUACGAGCUCGUCGUCACUACCUACUCUGGGUUGUAUCGAUAUAGAGUCGGCGACGUGCUUAGGGUCGCCGGAUUUAAGGACAAGGCACCGCAGUUCAAUUUUGUGCGGCGGAAGAAUGUGGCCCUAAGCAUUGAUUCGGACAAAACGGACGAAGUGGAGCUCCAUGCAGCGGUGAGGAAUGCGGUGAACCACCUGGAGCCAUUCGGGGCGUCGCUGGUGGAGUACACAAGCUAUGCCGACACCUCGAGCAUUCCCGGCCACUACGUGCUCUUCUGGGAGCUGAAGGCGGGUGGGACGGCCGUGCCGCCGUCGGUGUUUGAGGACUGCUGCCUGGCGGCGGAGGAGUCUCUGAAUAGCGUGUACCGGCAAGGGCGGGCGUGCGACAAGUCGAUCGGGCCGCUGGAGAUCCGAGUGGUGGAGGAGGGGACGUUCGACAAGCUCAUGGACUAUGCGUUGAGCCAGGGAGCAUCGAUCAACCAGUACAAGGCACCGCGGUGCGUGCGAUCGGGGCCCGCCGUCGAGCUGCUCGACGGCCGGGUACAGUCCCGGUUCUUCAGCCCAAAGUGCCCCAAAUGGGUUGCCGGACACAAACAAUGGAUCAUAGAUAAUGGUGGCGUCUAAUAAGGAACCUUCGAUAAAAAAAAUUGAGAUGUUAGCCUUCAAUUAAUCAUGGCAGUCACCACCUUUAGAGCUAGAUAGGCCUGCCUCCCAUCUCCUUUUUUGCUUUUUGUUGUUUUUCUCCUUAGCUUUCUGUUUGUCUUCCUUUUUGUAUUAGGUGUCGAUGAAGCUAGGAGGACUGAGGACUCCAUCUCCAUUUGUGUAAAAAUUGUUCCAAGGAAGUUUUUAUAUCACUUUUCUGUUUUAACUAAAAAUUUUUAUAUCA